UUCAGGCCCCUCAUCAUUCAAUAGAAGGUCGACUGGAGUUAGACCCCCAGAGGAUGCGUCGAUCACGCCAACUACGCUAGACGAGCCCGUAAAGCAGUCGUUGUUGCCUCCGUUAGACAGUCUACUUGCUUAUGUACAAUAUCAACUCUCAGGGCUAGACCCUUCACAGACUCUGUUAGAAGGGGCCAUCUUAAGAGCUCUUUCUGGAAACGUCCCUCUGCCACCGUCUGCUUCCCUAUCCUCUGCCCUCACUGCGUGUACACCUUCUCCUAGUUACCCAUUCCCUCCGGCGCCUCUGCCACCAGGUUCGUCCCCACCCGACCAUCGUCUGAUGAGCAGGCCAGCCUGCUACGCUAACCAAGUCUGUAGCCCUAUCGAGGCAUGUGGUCAAGUGUUCAGGGCAGGCCUGCGCUCGAACUCAGGGCCUGCGUCGUUCGGAGUGAUCGAGUCCUUUUCUCUGCCCUCACUGGUUGGCAUAGGUGGUGCAGCCGAGACGGACAAACCAUUCUACAGAAUGAAGGGCUUUGGAUGCGAGAAGAUUCCUCUUCUGACGGAGCCGGAGAAUGGUGAAACAGUCGAUGGUAGCCACAACUUAGAGGCAGGCUGGAGCAAGGCGAUGAUGCCCUGGGCGUCGCAAGCCAGUCUGCUUUGGUCAGCGUUGUGUGAUGAGCCCACCGGUGGGAACCAGAUGUGGCGUGAGGCUCUGCUGGCCCCAGGCAUUCCAAAGGGUAUGCCGUCAAAAUUGGCCUUACAACCUGCAAACAGGCUUUUGGCCGGUUGCCAGUGUCCAGGACAAGAGGCCGUCGGAUCGGAACUGAAGAAUUUUCUCCGUCCUAAAGAGACUCCACCCGGGUCUAGCCUCCCACAUCAGCUUCCGUUACCAUUAUCAAUGUCACUUGCACAUCCAUUGGCCUAUAUAACUCCAGCUUUACCAGCCUCCUCCCCAUCGGCUCCUUGUACUUCGCCAUCCGCCGCGGCAGCCCUCCUCCUCAACGUCAUGGCAACUGGGGUUACGGGAAUUGGGCCCUCAGCCAUGACAACACCAAUGAGUUCGCUCCCUCUCGCACCCACAGACCCGACAAUUCCCUGUGCCUCUUCCAUUACAACUGCCAGAGUUUCGUGCCUACCUCCCCUCCUGUCCGAACAAUCGCUUACGAAACUCGAGCAAAGGACAUUGUUGGUCCCCAGACAUGACAUAGAAUUGGCACCAGAAGUCACAACAAAUCCAGAACGAGGAUAUGGUUUUGGUCAGGGCUAG
Protopolystoma xenopodis is the source of this 1258-nucleotide messenger RNA. The record is from the annotation of a GenBank genome assembly. NCBI's taxonomy places the organism in Eukaryota, Metazoa, Platyhelminthes, Monogenea, Polystomatidea, Polystomatidae.